This is a messenger RNA of Ylistrum balloti, 4947 nucleotides long. RefSeq lists its product as uncharacterized. NCBI's taxonomy places the organism in Eukaryota, Metazoa, Mollusca, Bivalvia, Pectinida, Pectinidae. The coding region runs from base 92 to 4702 and encodes 1536 amino acids. Gene Ontology annotation, cellular component: transcription elongation factor complex. Gene Ontology annotation, molecular function: DNA binding. Gene Ontology annotation, biological process: positive regulation of transcription by RNA polymerase III; snRNA transcription by RNA polymerase II; snRNA transcription by RNA polymerase III. The record is from RefSeq and is a predicted model, not a curated record. The transcript is spliced from 19 exons.
UGAGAAAUGGAAGAAAAUAAUGUGGUAGCACAUGGCUGUAACAAUUGACUAAGAAAUUUUCAAGCUACGUUUCUCAUGACUACCUAUUAUCAUGUCACUUAAAUGGAAUGUUCCUUUGAAGAAUGGAAAAGAUGUGUUCUUCACUGAAGAAAGCUUCAAUAUAUUUAACAAUUUCAUCAGUUUUGAAGAACGCCUUCUACAGCGUCUAGAAGAACAUGAUACAAAAACUAGUAAGGGAGUUGAUUGUUUUCCAAUCAAUAUUUCUAAGGUGCUUGAAGUUAAACAGGAAUCUGCUUCAUCGACACAGAUGAAAAAGGAAGCAGUUGUGAAACAAGCAUCCUACAAAAAAUUGUCAGCAGAUGACAAAAAACCAAGCAGAUUUUCUUCCAAAGAGGAUGAAGCACAGUCAAGUUUGAAGCUUGCCUUACAUAUCACCAAAGGACGACUACCACCACCAAGGAAGUCGUCUUUGUGUCACGAAGACCAGAAGAUGUAUCUGUCCUUGUUCAGUAAAUAUGGUUGUCAUCCUCCUGCUGACCCAACAGAGGAAGAAAUUACAGAACUCAACAAGCUCAAGAUGCUGCAGAUCGUGGUGAAGAGGGAGCAAGAAGAGUUUCACAAGUAUGCCCUGUCUCUAGCCAAAGCUCUCCAAGCUGAAUAUCACUACAUGGAUGCUGCAGCCAGAAAGUACAUGGAGGCACGGCUGUCAGCCAAACAUCAGGAAGUGGAGUUGUACCCAAGUCAGUACAAUGUUGUUAGUAGCUUUACCCUAAAGGGCACCGGUCAGGCUUCCCAACUUAACUACAUAAAACCUCUUCUUCAUCUGGGCUCUGUGCCAAAGAUGAUCAUUCCCACUGUUACAUAUGAUCGAAGACAUCAACUUUCUGUAGAUGCAGCUGCAGUCAGACAGGAAAAUCCCAUCCGGUCUGACAAAAAGAUGGAAUCCACCUGGAACCACGAGGCUUGCAGUUUGGAUCAGAAUGCCGAGAUAUUAGCUGUCCAACAUCGAGGACAUAUUGUCAUAUCACCUGGGGCCCUCAUGUGCCUGGUAGACAACUUCACCCCUGAUUACAGUAGGGAGUGGGAACUGCCCUUUAGUGUAAAGGAGUAUGAUGUCAUAGAGGAUGAGAAGAAGGUACGACACAGAAUAGUGUACAUUGAUAAACCAUUUCCAUCUAAAGUCACUGAACGAGCCAAGAAUACAAAGUUUUACAAAUUUCUACUUCGCCAUAUUUUCUGUCCUCAUCACUCGAAGGAUCAAACUACAGAAAACAGUUUGUGUGUAGAUACGUCUUCCUGGAAGACUGAAGAUAAAAAAUCAGUUGGGGAGGAAAAAGGAUCAACAGAAAAAAAAUUUCCUCUCUCACACCUUGGAGACAUUUUUGAUAUCGGAAAAUCUUCCAUGGAAGACGUUGAAACUUUCGGAACUUCAAGUUUUGAAUCUUUUACAAAGAGGAAGAAAAAUGAGAUAAAGAGUACCAAUGUUAGUACUGUGAGCAAAACAGAAACAUCAUCACAUGAAAUCUGUGAAAAGAAACAUUUGGUGGACAAUGUUAAGAAAGUGUCCAGAAAAGUGGAUCAAGGCUCAUUGGAUAUAUUCAGUGAUCCAACAACAGAGGAUAUUGAAACAUUUGGACUUGGCAUUUCUGAGGGGAAAUCUACCAUUUCAAAAAAAGGCAGAAAUAAGGAGACAGGACAAGGUAUUGAAGACAAAAGUAUCAUUGAAGAUUCUGUUUCUUCCAAGACAAGGUCAACAUCAUCUACUAGUUCAGAUGUUCAUCUCACACAAUCCUCACAGACUGCUUCAUCUCCAGUUUCACAGGUGUCUACACUGGUCACACAGCUGUCAUCUACACCAGUCACAUUGACACCACCCACUUUAGUUGCCAAAUCAACAGAAUCUACAUCAGUGUUGGGUGCUUAUAGACAGUCAUAUUCAUUAUCUUCUGAUACAUUGGGGCUAUCCACAGAUACCAUGGAAACACAAACAGAAAGUCACGUUACCCUGGAAACUACAACAGAAAGCCAUGUUACAAUGGAAAUACGAACAAAUAGUAAUAUUACUAUUGAAACACAAACAGAAUGUCCUCUUUCAUCAGAAAAACAAGUUAAUACCCAUGUAAGCAUGGAAGCAGAAGAUUGUCAUAUAUCUGAAAAAAUGACUGUUAGAAAUAAUGAAUGUCAGGUUGUAAAAGACGAGCCAUUUACCCUUAUCCCAAUUGACCUACCUGAUACUUAUAAGUCUCAGAGUAUACUGGUGAACCCUGUCACUGUAAACACUGAUUCCAACCUUAAUACCAAUGAAAAAGAACAUGAGAUCAUUAUGGAUGCCCCAGCUAGUCCUGUUUCCAUGGAUACACCUGCUAGUCCUAAUUUUUGUGAUUCCAUAUCAAGUCCAUCAGAAAAUCCAUUUGGGCCAAAAGUAAUCCCUAUGAGUGCAGAAAGACAUGAUCCUCAGUCUUUCUGUUCGCCAGAUGUUCAACGUUGUGUUAUAAUUCCUUUGGAGAUAGAAGAAGAAAGAUGCGAAGAGGUUGUCUUGGACAAGAGUCAGGUGAUCAGUCAAGAGGGUGAUAAUAAAGAAAUCACUGCAAGUCCAGUCCUGGCACAGAGACGAUCACGUCGUCGUAGGUAUACAAAUGUUUCUGUUUCAAGUGACCUUGACAGUGACGAUGAAAAACUUCUGAUAGAUGUGUCAUCAUUAGACGAAAGUGCAGGUGAGGAAGUUGAUGUCCGACCUACGAGACGACAUCAAGCUAUCAAUUCAAAAUCACAACUGAAAAAUAUUGAAGAUGGAAAGACAAACAGUCCGUUACAAAGGAUGGAGUCUUUUCAGGCGAAGUCUGCUGAGGAAGAUAGUAGUAGACUGACAAGGGUAACAAGAUCAAGGCAAUCGCAAGAUAUUGUUAUGACACAGAUGAAACAACCAUCAUCAGGGGUCAAGAAAGAACAAAAGAAAGGUGAUAAAAUGUCUGAAAGGACCAGUAAAACACAAGGUAACAAUUCAAAUAAUGACAAUGGGAAUACAUUAGACAGACAUUUAAGGUCAAGGACACUUAGUGAGUCAAAUUUGACCUCAUCAGAGGUCAGAUCCGGUGAGAAAAAUCCUGGAAUUAUCUCCCCUGAUAAAGCUUUGUCUACAGUUAGCAAAACAAACUCAUUGAUACCAGAGAAUGACUCAAACUCCAGUUCCUCACUGGAUGUAUCCAUUGUCGAGGACAAAGGUCAAAGUUUAAAGGUAACCAGGAGGUCUUCUAGACUAUCUGCAGGAAGUAGCCCAAGCAAAUCUGAGGUCAAGAAUACUGAAGGUGCUAAAAAUACAAGUUCUAAGGUCUUAACCUCAGAUACUGGUACAAAUGAUGAAAAAAUCAAGGAAGUGGUAGCACUCCCUGUCACGAGGAAGAGAGGCCGUCCAAAAAAAACAAUGUCAAGUCCACCUUCAAACUCUCCAGGUGAACAAGAUGAAUCAAGACACCAACAUGAUCCUACAGACUCAGAACCUCCCAAUAAUGGUGAAGAUAGUGUAAGUAAUCCUGUCCCACUGAAAAAGAAAAGAGGAAGACCUCCGAAACAAAAAGUUGAAGCACCAGAAAAAACUGUAGAAACAACUAACACUGGUUCUACCAAAAAUGAGACAGACUCAAUACAGACUGAGGACAUGGAUAUGGACAACAGCUCAGUUAUAAGGAACUCCUCAUCCCAGAUAGGUUCAAAGGUCAAGGCCUCCAUGGCAAGAUCUUCUGUAAAUAUGUCUGCAGCUGAGGAGCAUGUCAGUAGAGUAAAGCCAAGACUUGUGGCAACCAUGAUACCAAAGACAGAACAACCUAUAAAUAAAAAACAAACCACUACAGCAACAAAGACUUCUGGUCCAAAGACAGCAGCUAAAAAGUCAACUGCAGAGGUCAGCACCUUUGACUCAAUACUGCAGGGCAUGCAAGAUAUGCUACAUACACCAGGUCAAAAGGUCACAGAUAACCAAUGUCAAUCACAAGAAUCAAAUACUUCCACAUUCAAACAGCCCGACAGUCAUUCUAAUGUCUCCUACCAUCUUUGGUCACUUGGUGGUUUCCAGGUUGUGGUCAGAUGUGGUUACCAUGGUACCAUCAGAGACGAUGUUCAGAAGUUGUCCAAAGUACAUAUAUGUACAAAGAUGGAAUACCAGUCAUCGGAAGGCCUGGAACAGACAACAGCCAGUGAAAUGUGUAGAUCCUGGAUUUCAGGAUAUAUCCGACCUCACUGUAAACUACUCCGAGCUCGUAUUGAUCCUUUAAAGUCAGAACUCAUCGCUCUGGAGGAAAUAAGUUUAAAUCAACUGGUUGGCUCACAGCAGACAUUUAGGCCUGGGGAUAUCUUUCUGAUGUUACAGAAUAUUUUCCACAAGCUGCAUCAACAGUCCCCAGGCCAGUACCUACUUCACCAUGGACCAGGCGAUAGAAACUGCAACAUCAAAAAAUGUACAGAGAAGAAAAAACGUGGAUCAUAUGACCUUCAUUUUCAACACUUUGGCUUUAUGACAACAAACACAUCCAACACGAGCAAUGUACCUUGGUUACCUGUAGACCCCUCCAUCAUUCUGCCUAGUCACCUUGCAAGAGGAAGAGUACCUGCGACCUUUGAACCUGCAGAUUACUCAUCGUGGGUCUCGCCCAAAAAGAACAAAGGAAAAAAGAAGAAGAAACACACAAAAAGAAAAAUGAAAAAAUGAAAAAUAAAAAAUGUCAACAUGUCAAUUUUCUUUCAUAAUAUAAAUAUUCCUGACAUAAAAGUGAUGUAUGAAUAACUGAAGUAUUCUAGGUACGUUUUACUACCAGAGGUGGUUGAUACCAAAUUUAUACCUGUCAGAGCUACAAUAUUGCCCAUUAUAUCACAAUAGAGGUAUAUGUACAUAACUUCUCACUAAUGUAGAAUGGAAAUGGAAGAAAUAUUAUAAUGCUGCUGUCCAUUUGUCCU